Molecule: messenger RNA, 599 nt
Organism: Nestor notabilis (Kea)
Lineage: Eukaryota; Metazoa; Chordata; Aves; Psittaciformes; Psittacidae
Product: ribosomal protein S6 kinase alpha-5-like
Exons: 5
Biological process (GO): regulation of DNA-templated transcription; protein phosphorylation
Molecular function (GO): ATP binding; protein kinase activity
Source: RefSeq, a predicted model, not a curated record
CAAAUUUGACAGGCCAUGCAGAGAAAGUUGGCAUUGAAAACUUUGAACUCCUGAAAGUUCUUGGAACAGGGGCCUAUGGAAAAGUGUUCCUAGUAAGGAAAGUAAGUGGCCAUGAUGCUGGAAAGCUGUAUGCGAUGAAAGUACUGAAGAAAGCAACAAUAGUUCAAAAAGCCAAAACAACUGAGCACACAAGGACAGAACGACAAGUGUUGGAGCACAUUAGGCAAUCACCGUUUUUGGUCACGUUACAUUAUGCCUUCCAGACAGAUACAAAGCUUCAUCUCAUCUUAGACUAUAUAAAUGGAGGAGAAUUGUUUACUCACCUUUCACACAGAGAGAGAUUCUCAGAAAAUGAGGUGCAAAUUUACAUUGGGGAAAUUGUUUUGGCACUUGAACAUCUCCACAAGCUGGGAAUUAUAUAUCGGGAUAUAAAACUUGAGAAUAUUCUUCUUGAUUCUGAUGGCCACGUGGUGCUGACAGACUUUGGUCUGAGUAAGGAGUUUCUUACUGAUGAGAAUGAGAGAGCAUAUUCCUUCUGUGGAACAAUAGAAUACAUGGCUCCAGAUAUUGUAAGAGGAGGAGAUACAGGACAUGACAAG